UCUCCUCUGCUGGAUCUUAUUGAUCCAGAAGGCGGCUAAUUAGCCCUUCCCUCCGUGCCUGUGUAAUGAAGCACAUGCGCACUGAAUUAAUCACAGCCAUUUUUUUGCAGGAAACUAAUUAGCAGGAAUAAAGAUCCAAAGAGUUUUUUUCUUUUCAAUCAUCAGAUCUCACUUUCACCUCUUCCUCGCUCCCUCUAACACAAGACUCAUCGCCUGCUUUGCAUCCGAAUUAUUUUGUAUAUUGCCUUUACAACUAAUAGCCGACUGCUCCGUUUUUACACUCGGCGACAACAAUGAUCUUUCUUUUGCCAUCCUAAGCGCAAACUGACCAAAAAGGGGGACUGUCUCCAUGGGAUCUUUAGCUAAAUCGACUCAAUACUGGAUUAAAAAGCGAAGAUCACCAAACGGCAGCGAGAAAUUGCCCAGAUGCGAUGAACGCCUCAUGUAGGCAUCAGCAUGGACAGCUGUGAGUCUCCCGUGGUUUCUGGGAUAGACGAUGGGCUCGGCUCCUCCAGCUCAUCCCAGCAGCACCGAUCGCCACAACCCUGGAACGACCUCUCUAACUCACAGGUCCCUUCCAACAACCGCCCCCCCUCCCUGGACCCCCUGUCUCAAUCUGCUCCUUACCCGUCUCAAAUCCAAAACCUAAACACUCCCCAUGAGGGGCUGAGAGAGCCGCAGCCUCAGCAGCAGCAGCCUAACCUGACAUCACCACGGGCCCAGGUUGACAACUCUGACACAGGACAGCUUCACUUCCAGAGAGAGGGCUUUGAGGGGGAGGAGGAGGAGGAGGAGGAGGAGGAGGAGGAGGAGCAAGAAGGUCUUAGCGGUGCAGAGGAGGAAGAAUCUGAGGAUUUGGACGAAAUGGAAAUUGACAGCUGCUUUCCAAGUCUUCAGCCUUUCCCUGGAAUGCCGAUGGCUCCAGGGGGUGGAGGGAUGCCCACUCUUCUGCGACAGCAGCCCCCACAACCAAGGGGUACAGCUGAGAGUGGGAGUGAAGAAGGGGAGGAGGAAGAGGAAGAGGAGAACAGUGAUGUGGAGAACCUAGCUGGAGAGAUAGUGUACCAGCCAGACGGCUCAGCCUACAUAGUUGAGAGUCUCAGUCAGUUGAUCCAAAGCGGUGCCAGUACGGUGCCCGGCUUGAUUCCCUCAAACUCUCUCACCAGUGGGGGAAAACCAGGAGAGCCUGCUGGGUCUUCAUCAUCGGUCUACCCUCAGAUCAUUAACACCUUCCACAUAGCCUCGUCCUUCGGGAAGUGGUUUGGAAAUUCAGACCAAGGUUUACCCAAUACCUCAACCCUGGCAGGCCUGAGUCCUGUCCUGCACAGUUUCCGUGUUUUUGACGUGCGGCACAAAAGCAACAAGGAUUACCUGAACAGUGACGGGUCUGCCAAGAAGUCCUGCGUAUCCAAAGAUGUUCCCAACAACGUGGAUUUCUCCAAAUUUGAUGGGCUAGCCCUCUAUGGCAAAGGAAAGCCCAUUCUCAUGUGUUUUAUCUGCAAGCUGUCCUUUGGCUAUGCGCGUUCCUUUGCCACUCACGCUGUCCAUGAUCACCGUAUGACACUGUGUGAGGAUGAGCGCCGGCUACUGGGGGACAAGCAAGCAUCUGCCAUUAUCCAGGGCAUUGGGAAGGAUAAAGAACCCCUUAUCAGUUUCCUGGAACCAAAAAAUAAGACUUCUCCUCCACCGCCCGGCCUGCUUCCUAUCAACUCUGGCCAGAGUUUCUAUGGAACCUUCAGUGGUGUCCAUCUAGAGUCUGGAUGCAGCAGUGGUGGAGUAGACGCCCUGUUGGAUGAGGAUCCUGACUCUGGCCUCGAGCCACAGCAGCAACAAAUCCAACAGAGCUCAGUCCUUUCCCUUGGAGGACUGGGUAAUCCCAAAGCACCCACUCUUACCUCUACCCCAGGCUCUGCCAAAGACUCCAGCGCCCUGCCCAAACAGGGAGGGAGAACAGAGGGGCCUGGUGGUAAAGAGGGGACAUUUAAGGGUGGGGAACGGGAUGUAGAUGGAUGUGAGAGCAAAUUUUGCCUUUCAGGCCAGGUGGGUGGUUCAGAAGAGGAAGGGGAACUGUUGGGUGAGGUUGACGAUGAGGUGGAAGAGGAUGGCACUGGGGUAGCCUGUGGUGGCAACAGUAGCAGCGAUAGAGGUGACAUGGGGGAACCGGCUGACUCAAACCAAAGCAUUUCCAAAUCUCCUUUAUUAAUGCCUAGUAGCGCUCUCCAGCCUUCUGUCUGCACCACUGCAGUCAGUCCCAUGCUGAACAACAAAGCUCCGGCUUCCACAGCUUCCUCCCUUAAGGAAGACCUUUUAGCUGCAGAUGGUGGGGGAAGGACCUCGGAGCUCCCUCUGAGCUUUAACUGCCAGGGGCCCACUGUCCCCAUGGCAAUGGCGGCAGCUGCCGUCAGAGGGAGUGAGGACAAUGCAGCCGGCACCUCCUCCUCACCUCUGGCCUCCAGCGUUGCCGCUGACGAAAGUGCCAAUCGAGAUAGUGCCACAGCGCCAGAACCAAAUGAUUGCCCAGCAGAGGGGGAAGAGGAGAAUGGAGCCCUCCUGCACCAUCAUCACAUGCACCACCAUCUCCACCACCUCCACCCCUCGUCCCAUGCUCUCAACCUCCAAGGGGGGCCCUGUGACAUGACGGGGAUGGGUGAGUGUUCCCAAAACCAUGGGCCUGGAGGCGCCGGAGGAAGUGGGGUUGAAUGCCCAAAAUGUGAUACCGUUUUAGGCUCCUCGCGUUCCUUGGGCGGUCACAUGACCAUGAUGCACUCCCGCAACUCCUGCAAGACACUCAAGUGUCCUAAGUGCAACUGGCAUUACAAGUACCAGCAGACCCUGGAGGCUCACAUGAAGGAGAAGCACCCAGACUCGGGGGGCUCCUGCAUGUACUGCACCAGUGGUCAGAGUCACCCACGUCUGGCCCGCGGAGAGAGUUACACUUGUGGCUACAAGCCCUUCCGUUGUGAGGUGUGCAACUAUUCGACCACCACCAAGGGCAACCUGAGCAUCCACAUGCAGUCAGACAAGCACUUGAACAACAUGCAGACGCUGCAGAACGGUGGCACUAUUUGCUCUUCUCAGGAGCAGGUGUUUGGGCAUACCCCAGGCGGGGUAGUGGCGGUUCCGUCGGUGACCCAGGCCAGCAGCCAUCACCCCGUCCAUCAUCAUCACCCGACGCAGUCCUCGGCCCACAUGCCCGGGCCGUGUGGAGCCCCCUCGCCCACAAAGCCCAAAAGCAAGCCGACGUGGCGCUGCGAGGUGUGUGACUAUGAGACCAACGUGGCGCGGAACCUCCGGAUCCACAUGACCAGUGAGAAGCACAUGCACAACAUGAUGCUGCUCCAGCAGAACGUGACCCAGAUGCAACACGGCCGACUGGGCCUGGGAGCUAUGCCCUCGCCCUCUGAGGCCGAGCUAUACCAGUACUACCUGACCCAGAACAUGAGCCUGCCCCCGGGCCUGAAGAUAGACCCGGCCGGAGCUGAAGCCCAGUUCCUGAUGGGGGGCUUCCACUUGGAUCCCAACAUGGCUGCUUUGGCCCCUGCAUUGGUGGGCGGAGACAUCCCCAUGGACGUCCGGCUGGGCGGCGGUCCGCUGGUGUCCGAGGAGCUGAUGUCUCUCGGGGAGAACCUCUCUGCCACGGGGGACCCCUCUCUCAAGCUGUUCCAGUGCGCCGUGUGCAACCGCUUCACCACGGACAACCUGGAUGUACUGGGCAUGCACAUGGGAGCCGAGCGCAGCCUGCCGGAGGAGGAGUGGCGCGCGGUGGUGGGGGACUCGCACCAGUGCAAGCUGUGCCGCUACACCACCCAGCUGAAGGCCAACUUCCAACUGCACUGCAAGACGGACAAGCACAUCCAGAAGUACCAGCUGGUGGCCCACAUCAAGGAAGGGGGCAAGGGCAACGAGUGGCGCCUCAAGUGCGUUGCCAUCGGCAACCCGGUGCACCUCAAGUGCAACGCGUGCGACUACUACACCAACAGCCUCGACAAGCUGAGGAUGCAUACCGUCAACUCACGCCACGAGGCUAGCCUCAAAGUGUACAAGCACCUGCAGCAGCAUGAACACGCGGUGGAGGGCGAGGCCUGCUACUACCACUGCGUGCUGUGCGGCUACUCCACCAAGGCCAAGCUCAACCUCAUCCAGCAUGUGCGCUCCAUGAAGCACCAGCGCAGCGAGAGCCUGCGGAAGCUCCAGCGCCUACAGAAGGGCCUGCCAGAGGAGGAGGAGGACCUGGGCACCAUCUUCACCAUACGCAAAUGCCCCUCGUCCGACACAGGAGAGCUGAGCGAGGAUGUGGAGGCUGCUAGUGAGACUACCACAGACCAGGAGGACCAAACCAAAGACAGAGAGAGUGGGGGGGAUAAGGACCUCACCAAAGGGACAGCAUUGUCCAUCCAGUUGGAAAGGGAGCAGACGGAUUCUCCCAUCCCUACCAAGAGGCCAUCCUCGCGGUCGGAGCCUGUCGAGAGCCCCCUCUCCUCCAAGCGUCCCAGGACCACUGAGAAGAGCAGUGCGGAGCAGAUGUACCAGUGCCCUUACUGCAAAUUCACCAACACUGACCUGAACCGUCUCAGAAUGCACGUGAUGACCCAACACUCUGUCCAGCCCAUGUACCGCUGUCCGCUGUGCCAGGACAUGCUCAACAACAAGGUCCACCUGCAGUUCCACCUCACACACCUGCACAGCGUGGCGCCUGACUGUGUGGACAAGCUCAUUGCAACGGUCACAGCAAGCGAAGUGUUGCCAGCAAGCAUGUUCAUACCUGUACCGGGACCAGACAGGGAGGCCCAAAGUGCCUCGCAGUCGACAUCCAACGCUGAGGACUUCAAGAAACAAAUGGAUGCAUCAGAUGCGGAGCCAGAAAAGGGGGUCUUGCCAACUGAAAUUGGUGAAUCUCACAAGUUACCUUUAGAUGAGCAACAGACAGGGAGGGACGAUGCCACUGGAUUCUUAUGCUGGAAGAAAGGCUGUAACCAAGUCUUCAAGUCUUCCAACUCCCUACAGCAGCACUUCAACGAGGUCCACAAUAAGAGGCCCCAACUGCCCGUUUCCGAUCGCCAUGUCUACAAGUACCGCUGUAACCAAUGUAGCCUGGCGUUCAAGACGGUGGAAAAGCUGCAGCUCCAUUCUCAAUACCAUGUGAUCAGGGCAGCCACGAUGUGCUGCCUCUGCCAACGCAGCUUCAGAACCCUGCAGGCCUUGAAGAAACAUUUGGAAACCAGUCAUCUAGAGCUGAGUGAAUCUGACAUACAGCAGCUCUAUGGCGGCUUAUUAAUGAAUGGAGAUCUCAUGGUCAUGGGUGACCCAUCCCUUGGAGAAGAGCAUGGAAUCCUCGGGGACGAUGACAAAGAUGGAGAGGAAAGUGACCUGGAAGAAAAACAAAGCCCAACCGGUAGUGACUCGGGCUCGUUGAUGGAAGAUUGUGGAUCUGAACCUAAGCGAGCCUUGCCAUUCAGGAAGGGCCCCAACUUUACGAUGGAGAAGUUUCUGGAUCCAUCUCGCCCCUUUAAGUGUACUGUAUGCAAAGAGUCAUUCACACAAAAGAAUAUACUACUAGUUCACUAUAACUCGGUCUCCCACCUGCAUAAAGUGAAGAGGGCCCUUCAGGAGUCCACCACCGGUCAACCUGAGCCCACCAGUAGUCCUGACAACAAGCCAUUCAAAUGCAGCACCUGUAAUGUGGCCUAUAGCCAGAGUUCCACUCUUGAGAUACACAUGCGCUCUGUCCUGCACCAGACCAAAGCCCGGGCGGCAAAGCUUGAAGCAGCUGGAGGCAGCACUAACUCUGCAACAGGCGCUGGAUCAAGUGCAAGUGGAUCUAGUAUCAACACUUCCACGCCUAGCCCCAGUCCAGCCACCAACACAACGACAAGCUCUAGCAACCACAGCUCUUCGGGAUCGCAUAAUUCCCUGAAUCUUCACGGCGGGAACCACAUGAGCCACUCCCACAAAAUGGAAAGCCUAGGUAAUUCUUCAAUGAGCCGUUCGUCGCCGUCUGAGAAUCAAGAGGUAAAGAAGAAGAAAUUUGCAGACAUGCUGUCCGCUAGGGGUCAACAGCAGCAGCUUCAGCAGCAGCAGCAGCAGUUGGUGCAGGCUCAAGCCCAAGCUCAGGCCCAGCUCCAACAAGAGCUCCAGCAGCAAGCUGCUCUCAUCCAAUCACAGCUCUUUAAUCCUGCACUUCUGCAACACUUCCCCAUGACAACUGAUGCUCUCCUCCCUCUGCAACAACAACAGUUGCUCUUCCCUUUCUAUAUCCCUGGAGCAGAGUUCCAGCUUAAUCCUGAGAUCAACCUCAGUAGCUCGGCACUUGGUCUGGCUGGCUCGUCCACUUCCUCCCUGCUGGAGGACCUAAAGAACUCAGCCCAACAGGCUCAGCAAAGUUGUCUCCAGCAGCAGCUAAUGCAUCAUCAUCUUCAGCAGCAGCAGCAACAACAACAACAACAACAACAGCAACAGCAGGCGCACCAACAGGUUCAAGGACAGAUGGCUCUGCUACAACAAAAUGCUGCUCUUCUUCAACAGGUUGAGAAAAAACAGAAGCAUUCUUCUAACCAUGAGAAAGAAAGAGAAAUGCACCGAGAUAGAGACACUAGUGAAAAAAAUGAGGAGCACGUCAAAAGGGACUCUACGGACAACAAGGCAAGAGAGAAGAAGGAUGCAGCACAGUCUUCAGUAAAUACAAACCAUGACCCUGGGUUCCCUCCUCCAAGGAUUGCUUCAGAUGCUCGUGGAAAUGCAACUAAAGCCCUACUGGAGAACUUUGGGUUUGAAUUAGUGAUUCAAUACAAUGAAAACAAACAGAAAGCUCAAAGAAAGCUACCUGCACCUGGAGCUGCCGCUUCCAAUGGUCCAAGUGGGAUAACAAGCGUGGACCCCAGUGAAGGAUUAGAGAAACUAGAAUGUGAGGCCUGUGGCAAAUUGUUCUCAAACAUUCUGAUUCUGAAGAGUCACCAGGAACACAUCCACCAGGCCUUCUUUCCAUUUCGAUCCCUCGAGAGAUUUGCUAAGGAAUACAGAGAGCAGUAUGAUAAGCUCUAUCCACUGAGACCCCCGACACCAGAAACGACACCUGCUCCUCCACCACCCCCGCCCCCACCUCCCCCUCCUCCACCACCUCCACAGCGGGCACCAACACCAAAUAUCCCUGUCUCUGCUGCCUCCCACACACCUCCAACCAUACCACCCCCACAGCCUCAAGUUUCCAUGGCACAGAUGCAGAUGCAAAUGGAGCUUCCCCUCUUUUCACCGCUAAUGAUGCAGUCCAUGUCUCUUCAAUCUUUGCCUCAGAUGUCAGCUGUUGAGCAAAGCCUGGCCUCAGAACUUGCCCAGCUUUAUCAACAACAGCUCACGCCAGCAAUGCUACAGCAACAGCAGAACAAGAGGCCUCGGACACGUAUCACAGAUGACCAGCUUAGGGUCCUGCGACAGUAUUUCGAUAUCAACAACUCCCCAAAUGAAGACCAGAUUAAAGAAAUGGCGGACAAAUCAGGACUUCCUCAAAAAGUUAUCAAGCACUGGUUUAGAAACACAUUGUUUAAGGAGCGCCAGCGGAACAAAGACUCACCCUAUAAUUUCAACAAUCCACCAAUAACAACUCUAGAGGAGACCAAAAUUGACUCAAAACCCCCAUCCCCUGAGCCUCAGAAACAUGAAUGCUAUGGAAGUAAGAGGUCUUCUAGAACUAGAUUUACUGACUACCAACUGAGAGUGCUUCAGGAUUUCUUUGAUGCCAAUGCCUAUCCAAAAGAUGAUGAGUUUGAACAGCUCUCCAACCUACUCAGCCUUCCAACUCGUGUGAUCGUAGUUUGGUUCCAAAAUGCUCGUCAGAAGGCGAGAAAGAAUUACGAGAACCAAGGUGAUGGUGCAAAAGAUGGAGAGAGGCGCGAGUUAUCCAAUGAUCGGUAUAUUCGCACUACCAACUUGAAUUACCAGUGCAAGAAGUGCAGCCUAGUAUUUCAGCGUAUAUUUGACCUAAUAAAACAUCAAAAGAAGCUGUGCUACAAAGAUGAAGAUGAGGACGGGCAAUAUGACAGCCAAAACGAGGAUUCAAUGGAUCUUUCACAUGAAUACUAUACCCCCUCUGGCUCAUCUUGCCAUACUCCAAUGCCCUCCUCCUCAAGCCUUUGCCCCCUGCCACCCUCAACUUCGGCAUUCUCCAACCUACCUUCUGCAGAGAAGGAGGAGGCAUCCCCUGCCAACACGUCCAACCUGUAUGAUGAAAAGCCAAAACAGUUACCUGAAAUGUCUGUAGAUCUAAGGGAAAACCAAACUACUAUCAAGCAAGAAAUUAUCCAUCCACCCCAAUCUGAGCCACAGCAUCACAGGUCUCAGCGGGAGGAGAAGAGUCAAACAACAGCUAAAGCCACCAAACAUUCGUCUUCUUCCUUCUCACACCAACAGCACCAGAGUAGCUCCUCGGCUUCUCUGACAAGUCAGGCACCCUCUCAAAGCUCUCACAUGAGCCUUAACCAACACCUCUCAUCUGCCUCCCAGCAACUGGCACAGCAGAUGAUCCCUUACCAGUGUGAGCAGUGCAAGAUUGGCUUUCCCUCAUUUGAGCACUGGCAAGAACACCAGCAAUUACAUUUCCUCUCCGUUCAAAACCAAUUCAUUCACCCUCAAUUCCUGGACCGUCCAAUGGACAUGCCUUUCAUGCUAUUUGAUCCCAGCAAUCCUCUCUUGGCGAGUCAGCUACUAUCCGGUGCAAUGUCACAGAUUCCAAGCAGCUCUGCAACCUCUCCAUCUACUCCCACCUCUACCAUGAACUCUCUGAAAAGGAAGUUAGAGGAGAAAGCAGGCACUAGCCCAGGGGAGAAUGACAGCAACAACAGUGGUGAGGAGCCACACAGAGAUAAACGCCUUCGGACUACAAUUACUCCUGAGCAGCUUGAGGUUCUUUAUCAAAAGUACCUUUUGGAUUCAAAUCCAACACGCAAAAUGCUGGACCACAUAGCUCAUGAAGUUGGACUCAAGAAGAGGGUUGUACAAGUCUGGUUCCAAAACACCAGAGCCAGGGAACGCAAAGGACAGUUUCGAGCAGUAGGACCAGCUCAGGCCCAUCGUAGGUGCCCUUUUUGCCGAGCUCUAUUCAAAGCAAAGACUGCCCUUGAAGCACACAUUCGCUCCCGUCACUGGCAUGAGGCAAAGCGUGCCGGCUACAAUCUAGCUCUGACUGGCAUGCUCCCUGAACAAGAUAUGUUGCAAUUGAAGAUGGAUCCACUAGAUAUCUCAAGCUACUCUCAACUUGCAGUAGCUAACAAUGAUGGACAAAGUUCUUCACUGUCACCAGUGAGUAAAUCCAUGGAUUUGUCUCCAAGGGGCCUGUUGAGCCCUUCAUCCAUCAAAGUUGAGGGAAUGGAGGAUUUUGAAAGCCCAACCAUGUCCUCUGUAAACCUGAACUUUGACCCGAGUAAACUUGACAACGAUGACUGUUCUUCAGUCAACACAGCCAUCACAGACACAACCACUGGUGAUGAAGCUAAUGCUGACAAUGACAGUGCAGACACAAAACAUGGCCAAAAUAGUGGCGAAUAUAUGUCUAAGACCGGGGGUCCAGCCCCCUUCAUUGAAAAUGAUGACCAGAUGUCCUCUGGCCUGGUAAGUCCAGCCACAAGCUAUUAUGCUAAGGACUAUGAAAAUGAGAAUAUCAUUGAUUACAGCGAGACCUCAAGUAUGGCCGAUCCCUGCUCCCCUAGCCCAGGAGCUUCAGGCAACAGGAGUAUUGACAGUGGAGACCGCCCUGGGCAAAAACGCUUCCGAACUCAGAUGACAAACCUACAGCUGAAACUGCUCAAGUCCUGCUUUAAUGACUAUAGGACUCCUACCAUGCUUGAAUGUGAGGUACUUGGUAAUGACAUUGGCCUACCAAAGAGGGUGGUGCAGGUGUGGUUUCAAAAUGCCAGAGCAAAAGAGAAGAAGGCAAAGCUCAGCAUGGCCAAGCAUUUUGGAAUAAAUCACACAUCCUAUGAGGGCCCUAAGACUGAAUGCCCGUUAUGUGGAAUCAAGUACAGUGCUCGCCUCUCUGUCCGUGACCACAUAUUCUCUGCGCAACACAUCUCUAAAGUUAAGGAUACCAUUGGACAUCAGCUAGAGAAGGAGAAAGAAUACUUUGACCCUGCCACAGUCCGUCAACUAAUGGCUCAACAAGAAAUGGACCGCAUUAAGAAAGCAAAUGAAGUAUUGGGACUUGCACAGCAGCAGGCAAUGACGCAGCAAGGGAUGUUUGAUAACCCAGCAAUGCAGGCUCUGAACCUGCAGUCUGCUUAUCCAAAUUUGCCAGGGAUGCCACCUGUUCUCUUGCCAGGGGUUGGUAGCCCUUCUCUUCCCAGCUUUAACUCUUCAAAUUCAGCUUUAACUCCUCCGAAACCUACAAACAUCCUGAACAUGCCUGGUGCCAGUGUUCCCUCACCUAGUUUACCCACAUCUGGAUUACCUAGCAAGCCUUCCUCUUCAUCCUCCUUGGCUUCAUCCAGUCCAGCGCAGACCAGCACAUCCGUCUCCCACUCAAGCCUCACUUCAACCUCCACAUCUACAUCCACUUCUUCAGCUGUCCCGACAGGCCCCCGACCUGAUCCUCCCAAAGAGCGUGACCCUGAGAGAUCAAGAGAGAAGGAGAAGCCCAAGGAAAAGGCGGAGAAGUCGGCAACACCCUCUUCAACCGGAAGCACCCCAGCUCCUUCCACUUCAGCUGCGAGUGCCAGGAAAGAGAAACCAGACACGGCUGUGCCUGCUACGUCUAUGCCUACACCUGGUAUGGAAUAUGUGGUAGAUCCAGCCCAGCUUCAGGCACUGCAGGCUGCAUUGGCAUCCGACCCCACAGCCCUCCUCACAAGUCAGUUCCUGCCCUACUUCAUGCCUGGCUUUUCCCCCUAUUAUGCCCCUCAAAUGUCUGGAGCUCUUCAAGGAGGCUACCUGCAGCCAAUGUAUGGUAUGGAAAGCCUAUUUCCAUACAACCCUACAUUGUCACAAGCAUUGAUGGGCCUUUCACCAGGGUCACUGCUGCAGCAUUACCAGCAAUAUCAGCAGAGCUUACAGGACGCACUACAGCAGCAGCAGAGGCAGCUUCAGCAGAUCCAGCAACCCAAAGCGAGCCAAACCCCCGCCCCCUCUCAACCCUCGGGGGAUCGCAAAGAAUCUUCCAAAGAUUCAAGCAAGACAGUGGAGCAUAAAGGCAAAUCCCAUAGCGAAAACUCCUUCAACAAUAAAGGUCCCUCAGACAAGAAAGGGAUGGAUGGCAAAGUUGUGGACUCCCUCGUAGACCAGUACAUAGUCCCCAAGGUACAGUUCAAGCUGGCCUGCCGCAAGUGUCAAGCAGUUUUCACCAAGGAAGAAGCAGCCCUUACCCACCUUAAGUCUAUCUGUUUUUUCGGUCAGUCUGUGGCAAACCUUCAAGAGAUGUUGCUGCGUGUCCCUAGUGGCGCAGAGUCUGGGAGUCUCUAUGACUGCCUCGCUUGUGAUACCACAUUGGAUGGGGAGAAAGCACUCAGUCAACACCUGGAGUCGGCAUUGCACAAACACAGAACAAUCAAGCGGUCAGCCAGAAAUGCCAAAGAGCACGCUACUAGUUUAUUACCUCACUCUUCAGCCUGCUUCCCCAGUCCUAACACCGCAUCUACCUCGCAGUCUGCCACUCAUCCCAUCAGCAGCCCCUCUACCCCGCCAACAUCAACAUCCACCAUGCCAUCCUCUGCCGUUCCUUCUUCCCUGUGUUCAUCUUCUACGACACCGCUCGUCACCACAGCUGCCGGUAAACCCUGGUCCCAGGCCCCUUUCUCUAGAGCUUUAGCUGGAAAGCCCAAUGCCACUCCCUCCUCUUCUUCCGCCUCUUUUCCUUCAGUGUCCUCCCCUUCAACGGUUACCUCAAGUUCAUUGAGCACCUCAGGAGUUCAGACCUCGAUACCAACAGACGUCUUUACAGACGAGUCUGACUCUGACAGCAGUCAGAAGUCAGCAGACAGGCUGGGUAGGACAACGGAGGAGCCACAACAGCCUGGCUGUGUCAAAGACAGUAGUAGUUGUAGUAGUAAUCUUGCUAGUGUAGGAACAGACUCCAUCAGAUUGUAAAAGAGCUUUCAGUGAUGGACAAUAUUUAAAAAAUACAAAAGACAAAAAAAAACACAAACGGAAAAAAACAAAAAAAAAAAGCAGCAAUGUUAAAAUACAUUUAAAAGUAUACAAACCAAUUUCAGAAAAAAGAUGUGUAAAGACUAACUGCAAUUCCAAAGCUUGUAACCAAAAAUUUUAAUGUUAGUGGAUUGUUUUCCCAUAUCAACAUGCUGGUUUCAUUUUUUUUUUCUGUCAACUGAAAUACAUGAUAAUAAUAUACAAGGAUAGAAAACAAAAGUCACUGCAAUUAGGUUUUGGGUAAUGAUGGAGUGAAAGCUGUACUGUAUGGCAAUGGACUGCCUUUGAAGUUGAUAUAUGGCCCAUAAUCCCUUUUGACACAAUAUAAGACAAUAAGCUAUCCCUUUUUUUGUGUUAUUAAUAUAAAUAUAAUUAUUUUUAUUGAAUAGCACACACACAAAAAAGCCAGUAUGUACUGUAUGGGAGAAUAGUCUAUCCGUUUUUCAUGCUAUUUAAGCAUUCAGAUACCAAUGGCUUGCAAAGGUAAUAGAAUAAUGUAAUGUCUAUUUUAUUCUCAGGUCAACAGCUCACAGAUGUUUUUUUUUGUUGCAGAAAUUCAUGUUUUACACCUUCUGACUGAAGAUGACCAGUUUUUGUUUAGAAAAAUUCGAUUUAACAACAGAAAGUUUUCAAAUUAAUUAUCUUAAAAUUACAAGUUUUUGGGCAUUCAAAAAGGAUAGUUAAUUGUCUGAUUGGACAUUUGUGCUUUAAAAGGUUGGGAAAUUAUCAAUUUCAUUAUCCAGACAUAGGGAGCAUUGCAGACACGAUGGGCGAUAAAAAGAUUUUUGAUGAUAAAAAAAACUUUCUGUAUUUAUUAUAGAUAUGAACAUUUUUGGUGUUAAGUAGAUUGUUGCAUUGGAACUGAAUUUAACAGUAUGGUAGAAUGAAAAAAAACUGUGUACAUUUAGCUUUUGUAUUGUCCAACUUUAAGACGCUUCAUUUGAUGUUGUCUUGGUCAUUCCAAUAGACUAGAUUAUGGACAGGUAAUUUAUCUAAACUUUAUUUCUGUCUUAGUCUCAGCUUCAGGGCAAAUGUUCACCCAAAUGCCCAUCGUUGGCAAGGCAGGAUCCUUUGUUUUAAAAUCAUUUCAGUUCUAAGGAUCAGUUGGUAUGACACUUACUAAUAAGAAAAAGGUCCUGGAUGAGGUGUUCAUUUUUUUUUAUGAUCUUUGUGCACUUAUCCCUGUCUUCACUCCUAUUUCUCACUCGAAAUUGUUACUCUUUUUCCGCACUUAUUUUUGCUCCAACUGUUCUGUAGAUAUUAAGAAAGCUACUGCUCCUUAUACACUACAAAACAGGUUCACGUAGUGUGGCUACAGUCUUUCCCAACUUUAAUUUCACUUAAACUUUUAUUUUAUUGUCAUGAAUGAAAAUGAAAAAAGAAACCAAUAAUAAUUCUCACGCUUUAAACAAAAAGAAAAUCCAAAGACUAAACACUUUCACCAUUGGUGCAUAAAGAUGAGAAAGAGGCUUCUUUAUACUUGAGAAUUUGUUGCUGUUUUUAGGAAAGGAAACAAAGUUUAAAAAGAUAAAGAGGUACGCAUCAGAGUUGCCGUUCUUGCUUCUUUGCAAGCAAACAGGUGGCUUUUUUACGUAAAUACCAAGAAUACCAAAAACCAAAAAGGGCCCUUGUCCUGCAUUGUGGAGUAGCACCGUUACAGAGCCAUUGCAGUUUGUAAGAUAAAGGUUAUUAAUCUUUGUUUGACUUUUAUGUCACAUUCAAAAGUCCAUUUUUUUAAGAAAAUGUAUAAGGUCUGGUCUUCGAGGACGUACGUUUUGCUGCUAAUGUAGUAUUUUGAAAGAAAAAAAGUAACUAGAUGCAUGGUCAUUUUGCUUUUGGCGAAGCUUUAACUAAAACAAUAAACCAAUUUCCUGCCUCUGUGACACCUUUUUCUUUCUCUUGUUGCAAAAACGGAACUUUGAAGACUGUGAAUAUAUGUUCCAAUGGACAUUUUGCAGAUUUUCGUUUUGAACAGACCAAUGUUUAAAGCCAAUGAUCUAUAACGUUUGUAAAGAACAGUGCAUUCCAAAUAUCACAAUGGAUUUUUUUUUCUUACGCAAGGACUGAUUUUAUUGUUUUAAAUUGUCAUGAUAUAUUUUUUUGCUAACUUCUAAAGUGACUGUAAGCUGUUGUGUAAAUUUAGCAUCAUGGGUUGCUAAACAAAGUGAACUAGAUAUGUCAUUUUGUGCUGGCAGAAUACAUCCAUCCAGUUUAAGGUUCUUGCUCACGUGCAAGUAAUAGUGGUUACCAAAAAAUGUAUAUAAUACAUCUGGUACUGAUGCGUCUUAUGAGUUGUGUCACCAUGCCUGUCAACUUGCAACUAGUCUCAGAAGGAAUUUCUUUUAGGGGCCUUUUGCAAGUGGUUGCCAAUUCCUUGGAAAUCCACUUGUCAUUUGCCCAGGAGCCUGAAGGGUGCCACUUUCGUGCAAAAUAAAGGCUUACAGGUUUGUAGGGAUAUCUUCUUUCCAAAGCAUUAUGUAUGGAAAUAGCAGGAGGUUUUUGGAAGGUUUCCCUUGAUUCAAAAAUAGUAUUUCACGCUUUCAUGUCCAAAGAAGUCGACCACCACACAAUGAUGGGUAUGGAUAUGCUUCAUACCGUCUCAAAGAACACCCACUUUACUUUACUUUUCUUUUUACCAAAACCAAUAUUUAAAUGUCUUUAAGAACCCUUUCUUUGGCCACAAAUGUAUAGCAGAGUGAAAUUGCCCUAUUAAAUCCUUUGCGCGAUCUCAGAGUUGUGUUUUAAGUGUUACGUUUUUAAGAGCAAUGUGAUUCGAUGCUGACACCUCAGCAUGCUUUUGAAAUUGUAUUCAUUUAGUGUGGAAGCUUGCCACUUCUCUUAAGUCCUGUUCUCUAAAAUAUUGUUCAUAUGUACUUUCUUAUUUUUGAGAAUUCUAAUGUACAGUUUCUUGCUUGAUUUUUGUGUUAGACAUGUAUAAUUUUUUAUUUUUUGGGAUCACAUUUUAGUUGAUUACUUAUCACUUAAAUUAACACUAACUUGAAUUGGAUUGACUGAAAUCAAAAAUGCAAACACAUUGUAUUCUAUGACCUGGCCACUUUAUCUGUCACAAUCUUUUGUAGUGUGUGCGUGUGUGAGUGUGUGCACGUCACGCAUGCGUCAGUGUGUGUGUUUUAAGAGCCAGCAUCUAUUAUUUUAGUAAGUACUUUAUACACCAAAACCAACUGAAACACAUACCUUGACUAUUAGAAUAAAUGGAAAUUUAGAAAAUCGAAAAUUUAAAAUAACGAUAAAUGAGUAGAAAGAUAAUACCGAAGCACUGAGCAGUUUUUACUUUAAUUGAGAAUACAAAUGUGGCCAAAGCUUUAUGCAGCUGAAACAAAAAGAACAAAAAGAGCCGUGCCCAAAAUGAUUAUGUGUAUAUUUUAUUGUGGCACAAUAGCUUUCAGUGGAUACUGAAAUCCACUGUCUCAAAAUUGGGAGACUUGAUUUAAUGGACAUUUACAGAGCAAGUAAGGACAAGGGUUUGCUGUAGAGGUCAUUUGUUUGCCCACUGUGAAAAUGAACGUAUACCUGUAUACAGAUAGAUAUAUUUAAAACAAGGCAUCAUCUUUUUUUUUGUUUUUUGUUUUUUGUUUUGAGAUGAAGACAAAUGAAAAUAAAAUGACUCUGGGAAAGCUUUGGAGAUCUUGUAAAGUGGACAUAAUGAGAGGCUGGGAGCACACCAAAACUGGGCACAGGAGCCAAAGGCAGGAUUACCACAGCUUUAAUGUCACCUCCUUAUUUGAAUAAUGAAAUCUCUGCAAUGGGAAAGGACUCUUGAACCAAUGAAUACGUGUGACACAGGGAGGACCGUCUUUCGAUUAAACUGAACCUGCAGUGGCCCCAGCUGCAACCCCCCCCCCCCCCCCCCCCCCCCCCCCCCUCCCCCAACCAACUACACACACACACACACACAACACCCACCCACCUUUGUCUCUUUGUUUCUCAAGCUCUGCCUCUGGUUCUGCUCUUUGAUGGACGUUUGCCUCACUGAGGAACGGGAUGGACAGAGAUGCUUGCAUACUUUCUCCCCGAUUCACAUCGUUGCUACUACCUGUUUGAUUUCCUUGUACUUGUCUCUGGUUGACAUGUAGAACUCUUCAAGUCAAAAGGAGGGCCCACCCUCCCCUCUGUGCGUCACUCCAUGGAAAUAGAGGAAUGAACAACAGAGAAAGGGGAGGCGAUCCUUACAACUGUCAUUCUCUUAAAGAGACGGUGAAACACAAAAAAAAAGCGUAUCAACCAAAAUGUACAACCAAACUAACAAACAACCAACCAAAACCAUUUGCUCCACCUUGAAAGAUGAACUGUUUCUUGGAGCUCUCUGUUCCUUUUGUGACUUUUGGUGCCACAAUGUUUUUUUAUGCAUUUGUUUUUCUUUUCUUUAUUUUGUUUCCUUGACUUAUUCCUCCUCUGAGCCUCACAAGCAUGGCUCUGUGGCUCCAGGCAGCCCACCCGAGGGUAGAAAAAACAGCCUUGCAAUGUACAAAAAAGAGCAAGUUAAACCAAAAAUGUUGUUCUUGAUGUCUUUUCUAUACUGUAGUCUUGUUAGCUUUUUUGUUACUGUAAUUAUAUGAAGAUUUCCAAACUGUACCAAACAACAUGGAAACUAACAUACAUAAACCACAUGGAACUUCAGACUUUUAAAGAAACUUUUGUCACAAAACCUUGUUGUCCUAGUUAAGUUGAUUGUAGAUGGUAAUUGAAUAUACUCCUUUGAAAAUAUUUCAUCAAGUAUGUUUCUUGCUCAUUGUGAUACAUUAAAAAAAGUAUGAGCAUAAA
This is a messenger RNA of Gadus morhua (Atlantic cod), 16905 nucleotides long. RefSeq names its product zinc finger homeobox 3b (gene zfhx3b). Gene Ontology annotation, biological process: regulation of transcription by RNA polymerase II; regulation of neuron differentiation. Gene Ontology annotation, cellular component: nucleus. Lineage: Eukaryota; Metazoa; Chordata; Actinopteri; Gadiformes; Gadidae. The coding region runs from base 457 to 12063 and encodes 3868 amino acids. Gene Ontology annotation, molecular function: zinc ion binding; DNA-binding transcription factor activity, RNA polymerase II-specific; RNA polymerase II cis-regulatory region sequence-specific DNA binding. The transcript is spliced from 12 exons. The record is from RefSeq and is a predicted model, not a curated record.